UAUCCAAACUCACGUUGCUGUAAUGUGUCAAGCCCAUGAUGGAGCUUUUCUAACUGAAUCCAAAAUUAGGACAAAGAAAACUAAAACAACGUUUGCUAACUUUUAAUCAACAUUGAAAGGAAAUGGACCCAGCAACUGUAAAGAGGAAAAUUAUUGGUCUUUUUUGAGAGGAAGAAUAUUUUUGUUGAUAAAAGUGCCCACACGAAGUCUGAAGAGGGUGGAUAACGUGAAAUCCACGUCCCAUUGAUGAGUUGGUUUCAUUUGGCGGCUGAAGACAAACCUCAAAGGACUACUGCCUGGCCAGCUGCACUGCUGCCCAUGAGGAGCCCUCAUCUCUGGUCCUGAACCACAGCGGUACCCAUGGAGAUCCGACUAGACCACCAGCAGCAGUAGACCACCUGAGGGGCCAGACGCCACACCACCAGACGGCGCCACCCAGCUGGGCGAACACAGGAGUCCAGCAGCAGAGGCGGAGAGGAGGGGGAUCAGAGACACAGAUGAGUGGGGGGAAGGAGGGCGGCGGAGCGAGGGAUGGCGAAGGAGGCUCUACCUCCCCGGCUGGUGGAGAACAGCAACAACAAGGGUCCGGGCGGACGGAGCGCUCCACCUCUGACAAGGAGGAGGAGGAGAAGAAGAGCGGAGGAGGGGGAGGUGUAGAUGGGCAGCAGAGAGGUGUGGAGCAGGGGAGAAGCACUGCCUCAGGGGAGACGACGCCCAGUGAUGGAGAGCAGGGCCACAGCGACACCUCCGGGGGGGAGCAGGGUCACGAUGACGUGGAAAUGAACACUGGGCUGGACUCCAGUAGUGGGGGCAGUAGUGGCAUUGGCUCUGGAGGCCAGAAGGGCGGCGGUAGCGGGAAGAAGAUGGGGAGGUCGUCGCACCACCACAGUCGCAGCAGCACCUCUGGCUCCAGCAGCUCCAAGAGUUCCAAGUCAGGCACUGGAUCAUCAUCUUGUGGGAGUAGUCAGCACACAGAGACCAGUGGCAGUGAGCCUACAGAGCCAGGGCGUGACCAGACGCAUAAGGAGAUGAUGCAGACGGUGCAGGAGAUGAAGAAGAGGCUGCCGUCAGAGAGGAGGAGCCGCAGUAAACCCAGCACUGUGGAGGCGCUAAACUACGCACUCAACUGCGUCAAACAAGUGCAAGCUACCACCGAGUAUUACAAGCUUUUGAUGAGCCACUGUCGGGAAGAGCGCAGCGACGCUACCGUGUGCUCACUGGAGGAACUGGAGAGCAUUACUUCAGAGCACGCCCUGAAAAACACGGAUUCGUUUGUGGUGGUGUUCUCCCUGGGCACCGGCCGCGUGGUCUAUGCCUCUGAGCAGGCCUCCAGCAUCCUCAACUGCAAGCAGCGUGUUCUGGAGUCGGCCAAGUUUGUGGAGCUGCUGUACCACCAGGAUGUCAACGUCUUCUACUCGCACACGGCCCAGCCGCACCUGCCACCCUGGAACAUGGGCACUGACAGCAAUGCCAUUUUGUUUGAAUGUGCCCAGGUGAAGUCCUUCUUCUGCAGAAUAAGAGGGGGUAAGGAUCGGGACCGGGAAAUGCGCUACAACCCCUUCCGGAUCACUCCCUACCUGCUGAAGGUGCAGGACCUGCCCGAGUCCGAACCACAGCCCUGUUGCCUAGCACUAGCCGAGCGCAUCAUCUCCGGAUAUGAGGCUCCACGGAUCCCCAUGGACAAACGCAUCUUCACCACGACACAUUCCCCAGGAUGUGUUUUCCUGGAGGUGGAUGACCGUGCUGUGCCUUUGCUGGGCUACCUCCCUCAGGACCUGAUUGGGACGUCACUGCUGACCUGUCUCCACCCGGAGGAUCGUGCUAUCAUGCCCGGCAUGCACCGCAAGAUUCUGAAGAAUGCAGGUCAUCCUCCGUUUGAGCACUGCCCAAUCCGAUUCCGCUGCCAGAAUGGGGACUAUGUGACCCUGGACACCAGCUGGUCCAGCUUUGUCAACCCCUGGAGCCGCAAGGUGGCCUUCAUCAUUGGCAGGCAUAAAGUGCGCACUGGUCCACUGAACGAGGAUGUGUUCGCUGCGCGCACCAAGGCGGACAUGCCAUGCUACGAGGACAUUAAGGAGCUGCAGGGAAUCAUAUACAAGCUGUUCCUACAGCCGGUCCACAACAACGGUUCGAGUGGCUACGGCAGCCUGGGCAGCAACGGCUCUCAUGAGCACUACAUCAGCGUGGCCUCCUCCAGCGACAGCAACGGGAACCUCUGGGAAGACUCACACCGUGAGCCGAUGACACUGCAGCAGAUCUGUGCUGACGUUAACAAGGUGAAGAACUGGGGCCAGCAGGCCUACCUGCACUCCCGCAGCAAGCUCAUGCCCCUGGGGAAAACUGUCACCGAGCCACGAGCUCCGCACAAUCUCACUGCCCCCAGCGCAGCAGUCAGGGGCCCUGCUGAACGCUCUCUCAACGAGUCCAGCAAACAGCCACACAUUCCAUCCUACCAGCAAAUCAACUGUGUGGACAGCAUAAUCAGGUACUUGGAGAGCUGCACCACUCCAGGUCUGAAGAGGAAGAGUGAAUCGCUCUCCAUCGCCACCUCCUCCUCCUCAUCAUCAGAAGAAGACAAGGCUCUGCCCUCAGAGGAUGUGACCAACCCCAACACGGGGACCCUGGACAGCCAGGUGUCGGCGGGCUCAGCGGUAACGGUGGCCCACAGCACGGCGGCCGUGGUGGGCGCUCCGCUGACGGACAUCGACCUGUCCACCAAGGCCAUGAGCGUGGUGUCCGUCACCAGCCAGUGUAGCUACAGCAGCACCAUCGUGCACGUGCCUCAGCCUGAGUCAGAGGUGACUGCUUUGGAAGACGCCCCAAUGGGCAGCGAGCCCACCGACCAGGCCACCACCCCCGCACGCCAAGCCCCCAGCUCGGCCGCCGAGGAGUUCCGGAAGGUGGGUCUGACCAAGGAGGUGUUGUCGGCCCACACGCAGAAGGAGGAGCAGGAGUAUGUGGACCGCUUCCGCCAUCGCAUCCUGCAGAGCCCCUACAGCUCCUACCUGCAGCAAGACACAGGCAGCAUGGCACACUCGCACCACAAAGGCGAACACGCCGUUCAGCCACAUAGUGCAGGCUGGAAGUCCAAGUCGGGCAAGCCCAAGCACAAGCGGCCCAAGCCCCAGGACUCGUCGGACAGCUACGGCUCCACGCCCAGCAUGUCCCGGCCGGCACGACGGCCCCCCAACCCCCCGCACUCCUCCUGGCCCUCCUCCGAGUCCUCCCAGCCUCAGGCCUCCAACUUGGGCUACGGCAUGCCCCCACUGGUCAUGCCCAUGCAGCCCCCGGGGCCCUACUUCACCAUGGUCAACCAGAUGGACCCCACCAAGCAGGGUGGCGUGCCCACGGCCAUGGCCCCGGGCAUGGCACCGGGCAUGGCACCGGGCAUGGCACCGCCUGGCGUACCUGCGGGAGUACCCAUGAUGCUCCAGCCCGACCAGGCGGCGUUCCAGCAGCUCCCCCAGGCUGCGGGCCUCAACCCUUAUAUGACUCCCGUCAUGGCAGUCAUCCUGCCCAACUUCCCCACGUACCCUCCCAAGUACCCCAUGUUCCAGCAGACGCAGCCCGUGCCAGCGGCCUUCAACAUGUCGCCCUUCGCUGCCACCCCGUUCUCGCCGCCCGCCUUUGGCCAGCUGCAUCCGCAGCUCCAGCAGCAGCCAGUCAUCCCCAGCACCCUCCUGCCCACCGCGCCACUCGGCUCUCCACAGCCCUGGCUGGGGGAGGAGGACCUGGAUGUGGACGGGGCGCAGCCUCCCGCCCUUUUCUCCAGCUCGCGCUCCAGCUCUCCGCUCCAGCUCAACCUGCUGCAAGAGGAGCUGCCCAAACCGCCAGAGCUCCAGAGCAGCACCGGACGCCCCGAGAGCCUCCACGAGCAGCACACCAAAGGGGAGGAUGCCCCCAGUGAGUCUGGGAACCAGGAUGCCCUGUCCACCUCCAGCGAGCUGCUGGAUCUGCUGAUGCAUGAGGACGCUCGCUCAGGCACCGGCUCCAACGCCUCGGGUAGCGGCUCUGGGGAGUCUGGGGGGUCCCUGGGUUCUGGAUCAGGUUCUGGUUCUGGCUCCGGUUCCGGAACCUCCACCAGUCAUACAGGCAGCAGCAACAGCAGCAAGUACUUUGCCAGCAACGACUCGUCGGACACGUCGCGUAAGGCGCGCAAGAACCAGGAGGUGCCGGAGAGGCCCGCGUUCGAGCACGCCGUGGAGGACUCUCUCUGGACCAUGAUCCAACGCACCCCCGAGCCAGUCAUGAUGACCUACCAGGUCCACCCAAGGGACCAGACGCAGGUGCUGAAGGAGGACCGCGACAAGCUGCUGCUGAUGCAGCCCCUGCAGCCCUGGUUCACCCCCGCGCAGCGCGAGGAGCUGGCCGAGGUGCACCCCUGGAUCCAGCAGCAACGCAUCCCACAGGAGAUCAACACCCAGGGUUGUGUGACGUGCAGUGCUAUGGAGGCUGAUGGUGGCAGCUCCCCAGCGCCGAGCCCCCCCACCCCCGACAGCUCCAUGCCUCAGGAGGACCUUGCGCCAGAGCAGGACCCCGAACCCGGCGCCAACACCUGAGGCACCAACCACCCCAUACUCUACCCUACCCACCGCAGCCACCACCACCACCACCACCUUAUGUACCACAAAACCCAACCGCACCAUCCAACCACACCUCAAGUACCCGAACAAACAGCCCACCCCCUCUUUCAGCUAAACUUGAGUCUGGAUAAGGAGGGAGGCUGGGAGGGGAUCAGGGAGGGCCGGGGUUUUAUUUCUGUCUGGUCAGGGGCCAUUGUUCACCAAGUGGGCCUCCUUGAACUGGGAACCACGCAGACUUCAUCUCCACGCUUGUGUAUGCUGGACGGCCCCUGGACCCCGGACCCUGUGUGAGUGUGUGUGUGUGUGUGUGUGUGUGUGUGUGUGUAUGGGUUGGUCAACACGGGGGGGUCCAGUGCAGCCAGCCAUGGCCGCCCCCAUAACGUGGCGCCUCAAAGCGAACCAUCAAGACAAAAAGCACAGAACCGUAGAGAAGACGGCAGAGUUCUGGAGAGACGACUGGCCUCACGCACGUCUCUCAACCCCCUUUAUUCACUCUUCUGCUCACACCAAUCAACCAGACCCGGAAACUGUGAACCGACCAACUACCCAACCAGCCCGGCAUUGGGGUCAAGAAUGCAUAGACAUAAAUAUAUAUAUACACAAUACAUAUAUAUAUUAUAUAUAUAAACAUAUGCGUAUUUAUAUUUGUAUGCCUGUACUUGUGGCAGUUUUUAUUUUUGUAGUUUGUUGAACCAUCAGAUGUUUUUGUGUUUGCCGACGGCUUUGGUAGCCCACUGUGUUUGGGCUCCAGCAUGAGGUCUGCAGAACUCCCCUGCGGGGGGGCGGGAGAUAGAGGGGCGGAUGGAUGGAUGGAUGGAUGGAUGGAUGCCAGUUUCUCACCAGCUGAGGAUGUCCUCCGCACCCUGAAUGGACAGUUGCAGUGACCUGCGACCUGAGGCCCAGAGUGGUAGACAGACGGCCUGCAUGCAGGUCGGACCCAUGCGGCUUGACUUUUGUCUGCACCGGACUUGGAGAAGGAAAAUGAGCAGCGUCCAUCCAUUGGAUCGGUAGAGUGAGCACUUUGAAUGCAACUGGACAACGGGCCUCUCUUCAACCAGCAGGUUUCUCUCUCCCACACAAAGGCCGCCUGUGACUGGUAUCCGAAAGCAGCCUGUGACUGGCAUCCUGUUUUAAGGUGCUCAAAUUCAGCAGCUCACUAACUUCAAAAAGGACAAAACAAAACGACAGCAACAACAAAAACAUAAAAAAAAGAUUGUUUCCCAUUUCUGGUGCGUUUGCUCCUGAAAAAAUGUACUCUCCCUCUCUAUCCUGGCUAGUUUACUCCUCAUGAUCUCCAUGGAAGAUGUUAUGCGGAAGUUUUUUUUGUUUCCGUGUUAUGCCUGAAAAGGCAUAUGGACCUGAAGAAUCAUGAGCUGAACUUAAUCCGCCCUGAGGAUGCUGUAGUGGGAGAGAUGGGAUAGAUGCGACAUGUACAGAACCUCAGUCUGGAAGCAGAAUACCCCCCACCCCUCUUUUCUCCUUUUUAUGCGGACGCACAAUUAUGUAACUGUGGUAUUGGACUGAUGACAAAGUGGUAUCUUUGUGCUAUCUCUCUAUCUUUCUCUCUCCCUUUCUUUAUUUUGAUGUGACAAACAAGACCAUGGGAAAGACGUGUGCGCCUCCUUAUUGUGGCUUGUAAAGGUGAUGUUAGAUCCAGGCAACUAUCAGCCACGGCUGGCCUCUCGGCUGCAAGAGUUGUAUUGUGGGCGCUUCUGUGUGUUGUUUUGUUUUUUGUUCUGGUCAUCUAUUUGUCCAGCAGUGCUUUUGGAGUUGGCUUUGUCGUGGGCCUUAUGAGCCGUCCGCCUCGCCUAACCCCCGUGGGUCCUAGAGGGAGUUAGAGAGAGUUCAGGCAGCCUUUCCUGGGAGCAAUUAUAUUUCUGCACGAUCUUGCACUGUCAGCAGGAAGCAUCACAGCGCGCGUGCACACACACACACACACACACACACACACACACACACACACACACACACGAGAGAGCUGCAGGCAUCCUGUCACCAUAGAACUAAACCUUCAGAAUAGUUCUCUUUUUUUAAGUUAUUGAAAUGUCAUUUAAAAUGUCAAUGCCAAAAAAAAGCUUGGCAUGUUCCGUGGCGCUCCUCAGUUUGUUCUUGUCACUCGUUUCUGUUUUCUCUAUGGAUGUCACUGACUUAUUGUAUCAGAUGAAGAUUCAAAAGUAGAGUUGUUUUUGUGAGUGUGUCGGGUAAGAUGUUGUCACAAUAGAGAUGGUCUCUGUGGAGACCGUUGAAAGGGGGCCAGUGUAUACUGAAAUGCACAACAACCAACUCCAUAGUCAGGUGAAAUGCUGCUGUGGAACCAUUUUGUAAUCAUGACCAGAAAUCAGAACCAACUAGAUUUUUUUGUACAGUUUGUAGCGUAAAGCUGAUUCAGAAUAUUGCCGUGAAGUGUAUUUUACAGCCCUUCAUUGACAAAGUGUAUUUAAAACGAGGACAUUUUUUGUCUUGAAUUCAGGGAGGAUUUUGUGCCACCGUAAAAUGUCUAAAUAAAGACCACAACUACUUGACAUCA
Messenger RNA from Engraulis encrasicolus (European anchovy), 7110 nucleotides. RefSeq names its product period circadian clock 3 (gene per3). The transcript is spliced from 24 exons. Gene Ontology annotation, molecular function: transcription corepressor binding; transcription cis-regulatory region binding. Gene Ontology annotation, biological process: circadian regulation of gene expression; entrainment of circadian clock by photoperiod; negative regulation of transcription by RNA polymerase II. Lineage: Eukaryota; Metazoa; Chordata; Actinopteri; Clupeiformes; Engraulidae. Bases 498 to 4559 code for a protein of 1353 amino acids. The record is from RefSeq and is a predicted model, not a curated record. Gene Ontology annotation, cellular component: cytoplasm; nucleus.